Molecule: messenger RNA, 948 nt
Organism: Entamoeba dispar SAW760
Lineage: Eukaryota; Evosea; Mastigamoebida; Endamoebidae
Product: ribose-phosphate pyrophosphokinase, putative
Exons: 2
Coding region: 1-948 (315 amino acids)
Biological process (GO): 5-phosphoribose 1-diphosphate biosynthetic process; purine nucleotide biosynthetic process
Cellular component (GO): cytoplasm; ribose phosphate diphosphokinase complex
Molecular function (GO): ribose phosphate diphosphokinase activity; magnesium ion binding
Source: RefSeq, a predicted model, not a curated record
AUGUCAAACUAUCUUAAUCUACCAUUGAUUGUACACACAAAAAGAAGUAAGUAUUUUGCUGAUCUUUUAGCUGAAAAACUUAGAUAUCCAAUUCUUCCUGUUAUCCGAAAACAAUUUUCUGAUGGAGAGUUAUAUUAUAAAUUUACAAUUCAAAAUAAAACAUCAUUAAUUGGAAAAGAUGUUUUAAUUGUUUGUUCAAUGGUUGAUGACCAAGAAUUGUUAGAACUAAUUCGUCUUGGACUUGAACUUUCUGAAUUAGGAACAAGAAGAAGAGUAUUUGUUAUUCCUUAUUUGUUAUAUCAAACGAUGAAUAGAGCUUCAUUGCCAGGAGAAGUAGUCACCUGUAAAUCAACAGUAAGAAUGCUUUCAAGUAUUUCUACAUGUGGAUUAGGUAAUUUGUAUUUGUUAUUAGAUCUUCAUACAAGUGGUAUUAUUCAUUAUUUUGAAAAAACUCAAGCAAUGGAAUUAUAUGCUCAAAAACCUUUGUAUAAUGCUAUUGCUAAAGAAGUUGAUUUUCAAAAUGAAGAUGUAGUCUUUGGCACAACAGAUUUAGGAAGACCAAAAUGGGUAGAAACAUAUUCAAAUCUUUUUGGUGUUGGAAUCGUUUUAUGCAGAGCUCCAAGAGAACUUAAUGAAAAUUCACCAGAAAUCAUGAAAGAACCUAUUGGAGAAUCAGAAAAUUAUUUAAGACAUGGAGCAACAAAAGUUACUUGUGUUAUUUCUCAUUUUGCUGUUACAAAAGAAUCAAUUAUUCAAAGGUUAGAACAAAGUCCUAUAGAUAAAAUUAUUAUUACAAACUCUCAUGUUAAUUCUCAACUACCUGUUGUUAAACUUUGUAAAAAAAUUAUAAUUGUUGACGUUAGUUGUGUAUUUGUUGAACAAAUAGUCUCUAUCUAUGGUUCAGUUGGUCCAAAAACAUCUUCUCCAUUUGUCUUUGCUCUUGACUAA